CAAGCUCUUCUUCUCGGCCCUCUCAAACAGAGUACCCCAGCCCCUGUUCACCGCACGCGCACAGACUCAGAAACAGAGAGGUAGAUAUCUCGUUAACCGUAUGUAAUGGGAAGGCCACCUUGCUGCGACAAAGUUGGGAUCAAGAAGGGCCCUUGGACUCCCGAAGAAGACAUAAUUUUGGUGUCUUAUAUUCAAGAACACGGACCCGGCAAUUGGAGAUCUGUUCCCACUAACACAGGUCUCAUGAGAUGCAGUAAAAGUUGCAGACUCAGAUGGACCAACUAUCUUCGUCCUGGUAUCAAGAGAGGCAACUUCACCGAUCACGAGGAAAAGAUGAUCAUCCAUCUCCAAGCUCUGCUCGGCAACAGAUGGGCUGCUAUAGCUUCGUAUCUCCCACAGAGGACGGACAAUGACAUAAAGAAUUAUUGGAACACCCAUUUGAAGAAGAAGAUGAAAAGGCUUCAGACUGGGACGGAAGGUGACGACGAAGAAGACGACUCGUUCUCACAGCCCAAGGGCCAGUGGGAGAGAAGGCUUCAAACGGAUAUCCACAUGGCCAAACAGGCUUUGUGCGAGGCUCUGUCUCUGGACAAGCCAACUGAGACCGAAAACAAGCCCCCCAAUCCCACAGUCCAAACAUCCCCUUACGCAUCAAGCACCGAAAACAUAGCCCGAUUACUCCAGAACUGGAUGAACAAAUCCCCAAAGAACCCAACACAACAAACAAAUUCACCGCCAGGACCCCGCUUCAUCAACUCGGGCACAUCAGGUUCCAGUUCGUCCGGCGAAACAGCGACAUAUAAUAGCAGUAGUAACAACACUGUGCUAGAUUCUGUAUGGAGCUUCAAGUCUGAUACUUCUCAACAAUCUGGGUCUGUGGACGACAACACCAUCAACAGUAUGUUCCAAGACGAAACCAAGCCGAGCUCGGAGUCGCAGCUUCCUCUGACUCUAAUCGAGAAUUGGCUCUUCGAUGAUGGGGUAGCUCAGAACCAGGAUGACCUGAUCAACGACUCGGUCCUUCUGGAAGAAACUAGUCCACAAUUGUUCUGGAAGAAAACUUAAAGCUUGAGCCAGACAGGGGUUAUGCUUGUACGAGUCAAAAUCACGUCAUUAAACUACAGAAAACGGAUAUUAAUAUGUCCUAAGAAUCGCAUUCCGUGUGAGUAAGGCUCGAAGGUUUCUUUAUUUUUUCUUUUUUGCUUGGUUGUUUUAGCCUUUUAGGUCCCUCAGCUUAGAACUUUCCCUGAGUAAGAACGGAAGAUGACCCUUUCUUACUCUCCAGACAAAGUGACAAACAAACCAAAGUGUACAUUACAGGUUUCUCCUAUAUCAUCCUAAAGAUAUGUACCAAAUAAUCAAUUUUUACAUACAUACAUAUAUAUGUGUGUGUGUAUAUGUUCUCCUCUACUUAUACAACUAGUAUGUGUGUGAAUUUUUGAGCUCUUAUCA
Messenger RNA from Neltuma alba, 1452 nucleotides. Its product is annotated as myb-related protein 306. Gene Ontology annotation, biological process: response to auxin. The transcript is spliced from 3 exons. Bases 106 to 1065 code for a protein of 319 amino acids. The record is from RefSeq and is a predicted model, not a curated record. NCBI's taxonomy places the organism in Eukaryota, Viridiplantae, Streptophyta, Magnoliopsida, Fabales, Fabaceae.